Coprinopsis cinerea okayama7#130 is the source of this 1109-nucleotide messenger RNA. RefSeq lists its product as hypothetical. The coding region runs from base 1 to 1032 and encodes 343 amino acids. The transcript is spliced from 7 exons. Lineage: Eukaryota; Fungi; Basidiomycota; Agaricomycetes; Agaricales; Psathyrellaceae. The record is from RefSeq and is a predicted model, not a curated record.
AUGUCCUCGCUUUGGAAGGCCGCCUACUUGUUCUCCUUGUUCGCGUCGGCGCUUGGCCAAAGGUCUAACGUCGUCUGCAGUGAUGCCUACGACUGGGCUUUUAACGACAGAAACCAAAGUCCAUGCUUAGUUUCUUCGUAUCUUCAGUCGGGCUGUGGUACCAUCGUCUCGGUUGACCUUAUCCCUGAAGGAACCCACUAUAGUGGGCCAAAUGCCACUCGGGCUAAUGUCUGCAAUUGUAACACCGUGGUUUACUCCCUCACUGCGGCCUGUGGUGCAUGUCAAGGACGGACAGUAGCCAACUGGACGACAUGGGUAGCCAACUGCCCACCAACCUUCCGCACAAUCGCAGACUUUCCCAAUGAGAUUCCAGAGGGCACUGUGGUUCCUCGAUGGGCGUAUAUCAACGUGACUGAAUUGCCGGAGCAGCGAUGGAAUGCAGCUCGAGCGCGGCAAGAGGCCGCCGAGUCAGAAACACCAUCCAGUACACCUAACACACCAACAUCUGAAAGCUUACCUCCAAUCAGCCAGAGCACCUUUAACUCGGAACAGACGUCGAAGCCUACUCAGGGCUCAGAGAGCGCAGGCAAAUCGAACGCAGGCGCUAUCGCUGGUGGCAUUGUGGGAGGUCUCGUGGGUCUCGUAGCGCUUGGGUUGGCCAUAUUCUGGUUCUUGCUCCGCAAAAAGAGGAAGGACGAAACCAGUCCACCGCGGGACUUCGUGAUAGACGACGGCGCCAGCCAUGCUCCCCUUGCAGCCAGCUCUCCGCCGCCCAGCUCUCCGCCCCCCAUGACCAUGACCAGCCAAAGUGGCGCUGUCUCUCCCAUGAACCCUAAUUUCUACAAUACUUCCUUUGACACCGGAUAUUUCCCAGCGGCUUCACCUCCGCCUGCUUCUGUCAUUCAAACGACUAUUACGACGAGAAGAUCCCAAGAAAGCUUGAAUGCUUCGCAAUUUGGCACCCAGAUAGCGCCCCCGAGCCAAGUAUCCUCUAGCCAGGCUCGUGGUUAUACUGGAGUCGCAGAAGUAUAAAACAUGUAUAUGAUGUAGGGAUUUCAGUGUAUGGUCUGAUUCUCUCAGCCUAUUUAUCGCUGAUACCUGGUCACCAA